Messenger RNA from Onthophagus taurus, 2933 nucleotides. The record is from RefSeq and is a predicted model, not a curated record. Lineage: Eukaryota; Metazoa; Arthropoda; Insecta; Coleoptera; Scarabaeidae.
UAAUUUGUUGUUUUCUUUUUGUUAUAGAUAGUGGAUGGAAACGCGAAAACGGACGUUUCAAAUCGGAAAGAACCAGGGAUGUUUUGUGGAGAGAGCGAACAACCACAAACGUUCAUGUCGGAGACGUCGUUUGUUAAGGUUGUGUUCCAUUCGGAAAACUUCACCGACCAAACCUACUUCAGCUUCGAUACUAGAGCGGAACAACAACUUGUCGUCUAUUUAAGAUAUGGACAACAUCCGGAAUUGUAUCCAAAUCGAAGGGGAGAAGUUGUACAAGGAUCUUAUUGUGAAAGAAUCUUCCGAGAUUGUCGAUUACAAACAUGUUACGUACAAUCUCCAGCGUAUCCAGGAGUUUAUCCAAGAAACCUUCACUGUAGAUAUUAUUUAAACACCCGCUUGCCGUUCAUUAAGCUUUACAUCGAAAACGAAGAGUUCAACAUCGACGGUCAAAGAUGCGAGAACAUCAUGACAUGCCCAAUGAGACCCAUUUCAUCAGGUCAAGAAAAUUGCCCCUUCGAUUACAUCAAAAUCUACGAUGGUAAAAACGAGUUCAGUCCCGUAAUAGGAACGUUUUGCGGAAUGGGAAAAUUCCCUUACUCAAUCAUCGGAACGUCUCAAGACCUUUUCGUCGAAUUCGUUUCAUCACCGGCAGGUCCUUUGCUCAACACCGGAUUUCAUUUCAACGUUGGAAACUGGCCCGGACACGUCGACACCGCCGGAAGUAGAAACGGAACGUGCGAUUGGUUACUUUCUUCAGAGAGCUUAAGAGCUUCUGGCGAUUCCGAAGGGAUUUUCUUAUCCGUCGCUCAUUGGUAUCCGCCCCAUACGAGUUGUACGUAUUUAAUGCAAGGAGAGGAAGGAGAAAUUGUUAGGUUAUAUUUUCCUAGUUUUCGAAUAAAUCGGAUAGAAUCGCCGAUUCAUCCGAUUGAAGAAGAUUGCGGGGAAUCUUUAACGUUAUACGACGCAUCUUGGCCGGAUGAUUCGAGGAUAAUCAAGACUUUUUGUGAUACCUUCUCCAAAGCAAUGGAAAAGCACGAUUUUGUGUCAACAGGGAAUGCUUUAUUCGUUCGAUUCGAGAGUAAAACCGGAAGUUAUAGCGGAUCUAGUUUAUAUUAUUGGGCUCAUUACGAUUUCUUCAAUAACACUCGAUUGGGUGAGCCAGUUCCUGAAAAAGCUUGCGAUGAAGUUUUCGCCUCGUGGAAAUCAAAAAAGGGAUGGUUACGUUCGCCGUUAAAUACUUUGGUGUAUAAACAAAACCCUAGUAGUGAGGAUGUGCAAUGUUUGUACAGGUUUGUAACGGAUAAGCGACUUUACGCAAGAGUUAUCUUAACGAUUUGUAACGUGCGGUUUAAAGAGCAUCCAUACAACUCGGGGUUAUGCACGAAUUGUUUGGAAGAUCGUUUAGAUAAAUUAUUAAUUUGGGAACCUCUCCCACCGGGGGCGAAUAAUUCGCACCCCCCAAUUUCUUUAUCAAAAGCAGCCCAAAGCGGGGAAGUAACCUGCAUUUGCAACCGCCACACAGGAUCAACCACCGUUAUUUCACGAGGUGAACAAUUAAAUUUGCAAUUAAUCGUUGAUUCAGCUCACGCAGCUAUUAGUUAUUUCAAACAUAAUUCACCAUUGUUUGAAGCAACUUAUGAAUUCGUGCAUGGUCCAUUGUGUGGACCCCCGAUUAUUCACCCAACGACUGAUGGUGAUAUUCAUUAUCCUUAUUACGAAGCGAUAGGUUACGUUGAGCCACCAAAGAGUAUUCGUUGCAUUUGGGAAAUUCGAGUCAAUCGAGAUCGCGAUUUGCUUUUAGUUUUCGAUCGGAUUAAGUUUGCUUCAAAGUUUUGCGAUGAUGGAAUAAUUGAUUUUUUUAUAAAAGGUCAACUAAAUCCGUAUCUUUCAAUUUGUGGCGAAAACGUUUCCUUAGCUAAAGAACUUCCAGUGUUAACAGCGGAACAAUUAAGCCCCGACGGGCGAGAACCCGGCGUUAUCAUCCAAUUUAUUGGGACAACAUCCCCAACGAGGGCUGCUUUUAAAAUCGCAUGGACCGAACUUUAUCAUUUACCAAGAAACACCGAUGGGAGUUUAUCAUCGAAGUUAUUAACGUCAAAAUUAACGGAGGGGGGGAGUUUUGGUGAUGGGAUGUUGGAACAUUGCGAAUUUAAAUGCCCCGGUGAAGCUGGGUUGUGUAUUCCGGCUCGUUUGGUGUGUAAUGGUGUGAUAAAUUGUCCGAAUAUAACCGGAAAUCGCGUUGGUGACGACGAAGAAAGUGAUGAGUCGGAGAAAUUGUGUCGGAAAGAGGAGGUUUUUGAGUACAAUUGGUUGUAUAUUGGUAUAGCAUCGAUUGGGUCGUUGGUUUUGUUGUGUUGUGUUUGCGUUUGUUUGUGUAGGAGGUGUUUUUGUAAAAAUUAUUGUAAUGACGAUGAUUAAACAAUUAAGCGAGACAAAAAGAACGAAAGGAAACGUGAAACGAGACUUUAAUAACUAAUUAAUUAAUUAACUAAUCGACGAAAACGCCUUAUCCAAAAGAAUAUAAACAAAAAAAUCAAGUUAAUUUUAAAGUAAAAGAGACGGAAAAAUUAGUUAUCGAGGAGUUAGUGUUCAUUUACACAGUCAAAUUUAAUACUGUGUUCUAAAGGCACAAACCACCGAAGUUCACUAAUCACUUCGUUUUUAAAGAAAGUAUCCCAUGCGUUAAUUAGAAAGGUAAAUGAGUUAAUAAAGAAUAAUAAGGAAAUGGAAAGCGCAAGUGUUCUAACAUAAAUCAUAGUUUAUCCAAAAAAUAACAAAAAAAGAAAAAAAAUGUCUAUAUAUUUUAAGAUUUUUUAACAAUGAACAAGAAAAAAUUGAAUUGUGUAAAUAUAUAUUCCUAUGUAAUUUCGCAUACAUAAGUGAUAAAACCGACAGAUGAUUACAAAAAAAAAGGAAAUUGUUCUAAAAAAUAA